This is a messenger RNA of Poecile atricapillus (Black-capped chickadee), 2671 nucleotides long. RefSeq names its product extracellular matrix organizing protein FRAS1-like. The coding region runs from base 1669 to 2295 and encodes 208 amino acids. Lineage: Eukaryota; Metazoa; Chordata; Aves; Passeriformes; Paridae. The transcript has 7 exons. The record is from RefSeq and is a predicted model, not a curated record.
CUGGCUCACACACAACUUCCUUUCCUUUUUUAUAUGGAAAUCAGGGAAGAGGGUAGUGUAUAUUAGUAUAUUAGCAUUUCUAGCAGAUUUUUAACUGCCACUGAUGCCCGUUCAUCUUUGCAGUGUGGGUUUUCAUGCUGACAAAUCCUCUGCUUUGCCUUCUGCUCAGAGUCAGGUGGGCCCUUUAUUGAACAGAUUUAUCUGCUACAAGGCUACGCAGAAGGAUGGAAAGGAGGAACACAGGGGGAAAAAAAAAUAGAUGAAAGGCCAUGCAUUGAUCACCUGAUGUACUCCAGAGACAAACAUGGCUAUUGCAGGUAACAUGGAGCAGCCCUUCUGGCCUUUUCAGUUGUAUUCAGAGAGAUGUUUGCCUGCUGUGAAUAUCUGGGUGCUUGGAGUUCGCUCUGAUUUUAACAAGCCCAUCAAUAAUAAAACAUUGUAUUGAUAGAGCAAGAUCUACUUCUGUAAAGUUGUUGCUCCACAGAAAAGCAGCAUAAAGAAGCUAGCUGGAUUAUUUGUAUGAUAUGUAGCUUUUUUAGGAUGUUUUGUUCUUUAUAUGGUGUUAAUUUCAAAUACAAGCGUGUGAACUUUGUGUUCCCUUUUAGGGGCUGGUUCUGGGGUAACAAGGAAACACAAGGCCUAAACACCUCUGGCUUGUCUGUCCAAGGAUCUGCCUCAAUUGUGGCUCCCAUCCUUCUGAAGAACUCUUCAGCACAGGGCAGUCGAGUGCUGGUUAUAAAGGUGGUGAUAAUUAGGAAUAAGCUGUUUAAGCUUGGAUAAAUGUUUAGAAAUCAUUGCUUAGAUAUUGCUGUGUAAAACGCUCGCUCGCGGUGGGAGAAUUCUCCAGGGUCAAGCUGUUCAGGUAUGUGCAGUUUAUUAUAUGGGUAAAGAGAGGGGAGAGCUGUGUCUGCCACCAGCCUCGGCGUCCACGUGGACGUUUCAUUCGUUUUCCAUUUAUUUUAUUCUCUAAAUCUUCAGAGUGCCAGGAAAAUACCGGGUUUUUUUAAUGUAGGGCCAUACUGGAAAUACAAAACGUUCUCAGCUGGGCUCUCUUUUAUAAUUUUGGCUGUGUUCUCGGCCAAUAGAAAUGAGCAGAGGACAGAGCAGAGGCAGCUCAGUCCAUGCUCCACAACAUGGGAUAUUUUAGCUCAUUCCGUAAUUAAGAGACCAAAAGCCAAAAAUGUUCCUCUAGAAACGAAUGGCUUUCCCUGUUUGGGGUAUCUCACUGUCCUCUCCUGGCUGCAUUAUCCAUCUGCAGACCACUCCGUCUCCCCCAAGCUCUUCCAUUAAAUUCCCAGCCCACAUUGCUUGGACCAGCAUCAUCUCUCUUAAUUCCUGCCAGCCUGGAACUUGUUCAUGAAGUUUCCUUUUAUAGCUCCAAUUGUUUGCACAAACCCAGAGGAGCCGCUUGGCCGGAGAAAGUGCCCAGUGGAGCAUGUGGAGCCUGGCCCCAGCCAGGCUGGAACAUCUCCCCGAAUUCUCCAGGGCGUACAAAGUACAGCUGCACUCUGCAGAUAAUAAAUGGAGAGCUCUGGGAGGCCUGAGCAAGCAGAAUUGCUCAUUUUUAAUUCACAGCCUUGGAAAUCAGGGGGGUUUUGAGGUGAAAUUGUGCCCAGAGUUCCUUUGUCCGGUGGUCCCAGGGAGCCUUAGCGCUGCCCCUGGAUUACAAUGCAGGUAAGGGACUCUGCCCAGUCCUUCCUGACAGUCCAUGUCCCUCUCUCCGUGUCCUACAUCUGUGUGACAGCACCGAGGGGCUGGGCUUCCCUGGAGCACCGCACCGAGAUGGAGUUCUCCUUCUUCUACGACACCGUUCUCUGGAGGACAGGGAUCCAGACGGACAGCGUGCUCUCGGCCCGCCUGCAGAUAAUCCCCAUCUACAUCCGCGAGGACGGACGGCUGGUCAGCGAGUUCAGGACGCAGGCCAAGUUCAGAGCGCUGUUUGUCAUGGAGCACCACAGCCUGCCAGAUGUCAGGUCCUCUUUGAGAACUCCAGAGCACCUGGGAGGCAUCGAAUUUGACCUGCAGCUGCUGUGGAGUGCUCAGACUUUUGAUUCUCCCUGCCAGCUCUGGAGAGCAACCAGCUCCUACAACAGGAAGGAUUACUCUGGAGAAUACACCAUGUUCCUGAUCCCCUGCACGGUGCAGCCCACGCAGCCGUGGGCAGAGCCUGGAGCCAAGCCCCUGCCCUGCACGGCUCACGCUCCCGAGCGGUUUUUGAUCCUGAUCACCUUCCAGCAGACAAGCCGCCCGGUUCCAGUUGUUUACUCCCAGAACGCAAGAGUUUCAGAUCUGUAACGACGAGAAGGUUUUUCUAAUGGACCCCACCAAAUCGGAAAGGUCUCUGGCAGAAAUGGAUUACAAGGGGGCUUUUUCCAAGGGUAGGAUUUACCUCUCCUCUUCUGCUUGUGCCCAGCGUUUCUGCUUUCACAGCUUCCAUUCCCUGGAGAGGAAAGGGCAAAACCCACAGGUAGCUUUGCCUCUUCUACAGCAAUCAUUGACAUCUUACAGCCCUGUGAAAGAGCAGCGUGCUCUGGCACCGCGUUUUGUCACUCCCACCCACCGAGCCCUUCCCAAACAACCCAAACCCUUCUGAACACGGACACUUGGCUCUAGCAGCGUUUUCCUGCUUGGGAAAUUUCACCUGCCCCUCUUUGUCCCGACCUCCCCAGGG